Hypomesus transpacificus is the source of this 6160-nucleotide messenger RNA. Its product is annotated as casein kinase I. Bases 506 to 1885 code for a protein of 459 amino acids. Gene Ontology annotation, biological process: peptidyl-serine phosphorylation; endocytosis; signal transduction. Gene Ontology annotation, cellular component: cytoplasm; plasma membrane; nucleus. The transcript is spliced from 13 exons. Lineage: Eukaryota; Metazoa; Chordata; Actinopteri; Osmeriformes; Osmeridae. The record is from RefSeq and is a predicted model, not a curated record. Gene Ontology annotation, molecular function: protein serine/threonine kinase activity; ATP binding.
CACCCGCGUUUGUACAGUACUUAGCUAGACUAGCUCUAGCUUGCUAGCGAAUAGUACCCUGUCUGGUAGUUAAAGUACUGUAGGUAGAUUGUUUAGUGAGAGAUUAUUCGCUUGUUAAACCUGCUGGCUAGCAAGAUAUUAAUUCAAAGUCAUUUUUGAGCGGUAUUGUAUCUAAACAUUAAUGCAAGAGAGGGUGAUUGAGUACUACUGACUAGCUUGGCUUCAGUAGCUGGCUGUCCUUUCGAGCGUUUGAGAUGUGAUUGCAUCGGAUCUUCUCCACUGUGCCAGCCAAAUGUCUAGGCCAGAGACUUGCCUGCACCUCGCAUGGUAGAGGUGCCAGGGAGGAGCGGAGAGGUGCUGGCAGACAACGUGUAGUGUGGCCUGCCAUCGUCCCAUGAGCGUGGUCGUGCCAGGCCUGCGCUGCCAGUAACUGGGGCUGUGGUGAGCACAGCUCACAGCUUUCUCUGGACCCUCCCCAGCUGCCAGCCUCUGUGGUGCCCGUGCCAUGGACCAUCCAAGAGAGAAGGAGGGGGAGCGGCCGGCCAGGAGCAGCAAGGUGGCGCAGCGCAGUGGCCACUCUUCACGGCCCUCCAGCUCCUCUACUUCCUCUGGGGUUCUCAUGGUGGGGCCCAACUUCCGUGUGGGCAAGAAGAUUGGCUGUGGAAACUUUGGCGAGCUGAAGCUUGGUAAAAACCUCUACACCAAUGAGUAUGUCGCUAUCAAACUGGAACCAGUUAAAUCAAGGGCUCCACAGUUGCAUUUGGAGUAUCGGUUCUACAAAACUUUGGGAAGUACAGCGGAAGGCCUGCCCCAGGUGUUUUACUUUGGGCCCUGUGGAAAGUACAACGCCAUGGUGUUGGAGCUGCUAGGCCCCAGUCUGGAAGACUUGUUUGACCUCUGUGACAGGACCUUCUCACUAAAGACUGUCCUGAUGAUAGCUAUUCAGCUGAUCUCUCGGAUGGAGUAUGUGCACUCAAAGAAUCUCAUCUACAGAGAUGUAAAGCCUGAAAACUUUCUCAUCGGACGGCAAGGAAACAAAAAGGAUCACAUAAUCCACAUUAUUGACUUUGGCCUGGCCAAAGAAUACAUUGACCCAGAAACCAAAAAACACAUUCCAUAUCGGGAGCACAAGAGCUUGACCGGCACAGCCCGAUACAUGUCCAUUAACACACAUUUGGGUAAAGAGCAAAGUCGUCGAGAUGACCUUGAAGCGUUAGGUCACAUGUUCAUGUAUUUCCUCCGAGGGAGUUUACCGUGGCAAGGUCUCAAGGCUGACACGCUGAAAGAACGCUAUCAGAAGAUCGGAGACACAAAAAGAAACACACCCGUAGAAGUUCUCUGUGAGAGCUUCCCAGAGGAGAUGGCCACCUAUUUGCGCUACGUUAGGCGGUUGGACUUCUUUGAGAAGCCUGAUUAUGAAUACCUGAGGACUCUGUUCACUGAGCUCUUUGAGAGAAAAGGCUACACCUUCGAUUACACCUAUGACUGGGUCGGCAGGCAAAUCCCCACACCUGUAGGGUCUGUCCAUAUAGACUCUGCAGCCUCCGCCAUCACGAGAGAGAGCCAUCCGCACAGAGAUCGGCCUUCCCAGCACCAACCCAUGAGAAAUCCGACGGCAGCCACAGACCGGCGGGGAGCAUGGGAAGUGCAGCCCAGUCGGCAGACUAAUUCCUCCUACCUGACGUCCCACCUGGCGGCGGACAGGCACGGUGGCUCAGUGCAGGUGGUCAGCUCAACCAAUGGGGAGCUGAAUGCAGAUGAUCCACUGGCAGCCCACUCAAGUGCACCAAUCACAGCCCAGGCAGAGGUGGAGGUGGUGGAUGAGGCCAAGUGCUGCUGCUUUUUCAAGCGAAAACGGAAGAAGAACACACCGAGGCACAAAUGAUGCUGAUGAUGGCCUGUGUCAUCCGUGUUUCUUGGUCAGCCGAUUGUGAUUCCAGUAAUCAAUGAAGUCCGGUUUCAGACAACAACAAAAAACAAAGAAGAGAAUGAUGCUCCAGAAGAUCUUACAUGAAAAUCAUUCUUUGGGGGAGGGGGGUGUUACCUUUUGCUCUGAGAAUCGAGAUGUGCUUUGAAUAAAAGUGAGAAUUUAUUUUACUUUUUAUUUUUUAACUCCUUCCGCAGUGCUUGGGAGUAUUAGGCAGACUCAGUUGACGGGAGUUGGGAUCCUGUACAUUGGGAUUCAACAGAGAACGAAGGGCAUUUCAAAAAGGCACUUGGGCAGCAUUUGCACUUCUCUAUUAGCUGCCCCCUCCCCCCUCCGUUUUUUAAGGAUUCUCCAUGGAAGUAGAAGCAAAGAGAGAAGACUCGGGCGCCUCUCAAACAUCGCACUGUACCAUGUCAUCCCAGCUUUCUUCACAUCCCAGCAUCCCUCACUCCUGCUCUGGCCCAUGUAGAGGGCGGCUGCCUCUGUUUCCCAGCGUUUCCCCUCUAGAGCUCUGCACAGCGUUCUUUUGUGUGACGGAAUGUAUACCUGUAAACUGUUAGAAGGAGCCAGGAUCAGAAAGGCUUCACUUCUCCAACACGGUGAUGUGAACCUAAUGCAGGACUAAAUGUCUUCAAGCACGCAGGGAAAACCUGUCUGCAUCGCUCUGCUGAUUUGGCCCUGCACUUCAGCCUGACUUCCUCCAAAGGGGUUGAGAUGUGGCGGUGGGACAAGGAACACUGUGUAGUGCGCUCCAGAGAUGUCCUUUUGUUUCCUGAUAGUUUCUAUUGCAAGCUGCUUGUUUUAAAGCACUCACCCCACACUGCACUCGCUUCAAAACACUACAGACUCCCACGUGGCUUUGGUCUGGUUGGCUUUGGGAGUUCUAAAGACCUGACGCUUGCUUGUUGGCUGAGAAAUGGAAAGAGUUGCCAUGUAUGUCUUACUUCCAACCUUUAUUCAAACACGUGCGUGUGCACACACUCAUAAUGAUUGUAUGAGCAGAAAGUUUAACAAAAGCAUUACAAGAAUCUGGCAGGUGCUUGGAAAGGGAGUUCUCUGAUCAAGUGAUGGUUGGCAUUUAGUCAUUAAUUCCUUGUAAAUAUUUGACCAAUAAUAUAAACCAAUGAAAGCAAUGGCCACAUGAUGGAAACCAGUGAGCGUUUCUCAGUAAAAGAGGAUGCGAUGGGAUUCUGACUCUGAGACUAGAUAUGACGAUGAGCUGGCGAACAGUAGAACAUAAGCAUUAGAUCCCAGCUUUCUUCUGCUGUCCAAUGCCUUAACCAAACUCCCAAUCAUAGGGCUGAUAAAAUCCGUAUUUGCGUGUCAAGAUAAUUAUAUAUUCUCUGACGUGUAGUUUUGUGGAAUAAUGCCAAAUGCAAUCUGGAGUUGGUAAUAGUGAAUGACCUAAAGACACCCCUGCCCCCCUGUCUGUCUCUCUUGAUGCACCCCACUGUCACCCACCCCCAUCAGAGUAUAAGUAUUAGCUGUGAGACCACCUCUACUGAUGGGGAACAAUCCUGGGAGAACUAGGUCCAUCUUCUUGAUUGUAAUUUAUUAUGUUUUUUUUUUUUAGUUUUUAGUUCUUUUUCAGCAAAUGUGAAUUUGAAAUGUGAUAAACAUACUUAUUUUUCCAUUCCAAAUAGCCAUGCUUCAUGGGACCUGAGUGGACUAAUAGCUAGACACUAUAUCUGCACUACGUUCUUUGAGCCCCUCCCUUCCCAAGGAGUCCUUGCCUUUCUUGCACUGUACUUACUUUUACUUUAUUGUACACAGCCUUCUGUGAUAUGGAAUACAUUUAUCCAAAUAAUAGGCUCUUCCUUUCUCUUUCUUUUCCUUUUCAAACCCGUCCGGUGCCAUACGACUCUGACACACACAGAGACAAACUAUACAGACGUCAUCUCCUGGUGAGGUGUUUGAAAUGGAGUGCCGCUUGUCAUGUCAGACAGUGCAAUUCUUGAGAGAACGUCAAGGGCCUUGACAGACCUGUGCUUGUACAUGCAUAAUAUUGUGUAUUGUUUUCCUUUUGUUUUCUUUGAAAUUUCCUUCCUUAAGUUAUUGUGUGAGUACUUGAAUUAGAAACUCUGUGGGACUUUUUUCUGUUAUCUGCAGUAUAUGGUGUUUUCCAUUGAUGGCUUUUGAGGGAAUUCUGUGAGAAGGCUUUUUAAAUGACUGAUCUUCAUUCCUCUAAGAUGCCUUAGUGCCUCUUGAUUGAAUGUUAGACGUAUGGGCUAACAUUGCUGUCAGGCUCAUCACUCUGUUGGUUGUUUGCGCUAGCUGGUGAGAAGGACUAAGUGAGUAACAAGAUAUACCUGCAAGCUCACUGUCAGCUUUGGGCCAUCACUUUAGCUACAGUUUUCCCAGGUGGGUUGUUUGAAUGAUCUUAUGACCUUAUCAGUCAAUGGUGCCUACACUGCUGCCGAUGGGGACAUAUGGUGUCCUGUAGUUAUUGCGCUCAACAUACAUAUUAGAAACUGUGUUGGUCUUUGCGGGUCACAUCUUAGGUGCCACACCUGCUUAUUUAUGUACCACAAAAGCAUGUGCCUGUGGGACAUGUUAUUAUUUAGCUUUGAUUCAAUUGUUUAGUAACCAACUCUGUUCUGUCUGUAGAGCAGCAGUAAAUUCUGUACCAAAACUAUUGCUAAAGAUACGGCCUCUAGGACUUCACUUCACUCUGAGUCCUUGGGUUCAGGUGAGGCAUCUGGACAGAACAUUGUGCCACCUGCUGCCCAUUGUCCAACCCUCCAUUGCAUGGAGUGGCACUGCUGCUCGACAGUAAUGUAUUGAAAGUAUAAAGUAUUGUUGAGUAUAGUAAGAGUAAUUUCCAGACAAUGGCCUUGAGUUCCCCAAUGCCAUUCCGAUGACUACUACUCGCCUCAGCCUUUCCCUGUGCCGGGAAAUGUGACUUGACCAGCUUUUUUCAUUAUUUCCUCCUCCUGUAAGAGUUGCAAGUGCCAGUUAGACAGUUCAAGAAAGAACAAGACUGUGGAAAUACCUGAGAACAAGAUGGACCGUUGUUUUCCCUUCAUGCCACUUUUACCAAACCUCCAUUUUCAGUUGACCAUGUUGGAUCUUGUUUUGAAGUAAAAUGUGUGACUUUUGCCAUGUUUCCAUGUGGUGUAUGCUAAUUUGGGGUUUCUGUUUUAAUUAUAUCGUGGCUAUUCUCUCCCUUUUAAUUCUGAUCAGCAUCUGAAAGACAUGAAUCUACUAUGUGAUAUGUACAGUCUAGUUUAUAUGACAAGCUUGUCUAGACUGAGUAAUAUACUUAAGUUUGUAUCUGCAUGGCUUACCUGGAAAUGACAGCAGCCUACCUAAUGCAAGGCUAAAUAUAGUGGACCAUGGACUACAGCAAAACUGACGGUUAUUGUUUCCUGUUGAGUGUAGUGGGCCUGUAUGUCCUCAGGAGGCUCUGUAAAAAGGCUUGAUGUAAUUUGAUCAGUCAUCACCACAGCACAUUCCAAUUUUAGUUCCCUCCUGUGUCGUUACUUACAGUAGUUCAAUGCUUUGCCUCUCAAUCCUCAUUGCUUUUAAUUCACUUCAAUAUAUUGUGUAAUUCAUAUUUGUUUUUCCUACGUGUCAAAACAGGCAUGUAAAUCUGAGCAAAGGAGAGGAAUAUGGAAUGGCAAAGUAGUAUGUAAUUUGGUUCGUUUCUGGCACUUUUCUUCCCGUUUCUGUACUGUAGAAUUGGAUUCACUGUAAAUUGUAUCUGGGGAAUAUGCUUUGGGUGACAAAUGACUGCAAUAUUGUGAUGAUUCUUUUGAAAUUGUACAGACUUUCACCAUUCUUGAUUUUUUUUUUCUUCUGUUUUAUUCAGUAAGUAAUGUACUCAUUUUUUUUUUUUUCAAACUGUGGAGAAACAGAAUUGUACAGUACAACGAGAGUUUAUUCCUCCCUUUUUGCUCGAGCAAUUGUUUCAAAGCUAUGGUUGAGAGAAAUUUUACAGUUGUAUUAUGGGUAUUGUGUUGAAAUAUGAAUGUUACUUCAAAAUGUGUUUGAAUGGGUUAACCUAGUAAAGGGCUUCAUGAGUGAAGGACCCACUAUUUUGUUCUGUACAAUUUUUUUGUUGCAGAAAGAUAAAGGUUUUGACUUUUAUCAGAAAUGCCUAUUUUCCCUGGGGAGCCAUGUGAAACGUCUCACAUGUAAACCGUACAAAUUCACUUUUUAAUCCCUCCAAUUGUAAAAGGGAACUCCGGUUUGCAGCCUUUUUUAUGUAAAAUAAAACAUCUCUUAACCUUU